AUGCCCGAAAAAGUCCUCAACACACCAUACCCCGUGAUCGACAUCGACCCGCACUUUACGCGCGUUGUGCGGUAUUUCCGGGCGAGCGACUAUGCGACGUGGGGCGCGACGACGGUGGGUGUUCCAGGCGCUUUGUUGGUUUGGGGCAACGCCAUCCAGAUCGUCACCCGCAGAAUGGUGGCUGGGAUGCGCGUGGCGGCGUUCUUAGGCGCGUGUGGCGGGUUUUUGUUGGCGUAUCAGAAUUCUAGUAUGCGUUUCCUCGGCUUCACCGAAAACGCGCGCGAAGCCCAGAUGGAUCUUAUCGAGCUCUCCCAGCGCGCGAGGGAGGGCAAACCCCUCUACGGAGAAUCCCACCAGAGCCCCUGGGUACAGGGCGCGGCACAUAGGAAUUCGGUUUUUUCGAUGUUGAAGUUUUCUGCGUUCCCGAUGUUCAACUUCGUCAACCACCCCCAUCACGGCGUCGACACGUCGAAAUACGGCGUCGGAGUCGGGGCGAAGGAGGUGGAGGUUGGGGAUGCGAAGGAGGCGGAGGUGUAG
Molecule: messenger RNA, 537 nt
Organism: Lentinula edodes (shiitake mushroom)
Lineage: Eukaryota; Fungi; Basidiomycota; Agaricomycetes; Agaricales; Omphalotaceae
Product: NADH-ubiquinone oxidoreductase complex I, 21 kDa subunit-domain-containing protein
Exons: 5
Coding region: 1-537 (178 amino acids)
Source: RefSeq, a predicted model, not a curated record